Molecule: messenger RNA, 1285 nt
Organism: Exophiala viscosa
Lineage: Eukaryota; Fungi; Ascomycota; Eurotiomycetes; Chaetothyriales; Herpotrichiellaceae
Exons: 2
Coding region: 189-1013 (274 amino acids)
Molecular function (GO): protein binding
Source: RefSeq, a predicted model, not a curated record
CUGCGCGUGUCCCUGAGGUUCACGGGAAUUGGAAACUGUCCGUCCUUGACCAUCAACUACAGCUCAAGCAUAAGUCGUCAGCGGCUCAGAUGUAACAGCCUUUUGGAGCCGAGCCGAGCUCAACUUCGCUCUGUGCGUUUUUGAUCGUCUUUCUUCCGUCUUGCCCUGGUCAAAAAAGUUUCUUGACGAUGCCUCCUGCACGCCCCCGCAACCUCGACGACUCUAGAUCCGACGCCUCGAGCAUUGUCACCAUCUUGAAAGACAAAUCCUUGUUGGGACCGACCGGCGCAUCAGGUGUAUCCAAAAACAAACGCUCCUUACUCAACACGAGCGCUCCUAAUGGAUCAACCAAGGCUGCCCUGAACGGCUCUGCUCCCGCAGCAGUCGAGGCGGAGAGAGAUCCCAACCUGCCUCGGACAGAUUGGACUACGAUGCCAGUUCCCAUCCUCCGCACCUACAGAAUCGCCCAUCGUCUCUCGGUCGCUUCAGCAUUCAAUCACCCACACGCCGAAUUGACGUACACCUCUUCCGAUCUCGCUCUGCGCACCCCUUCAGCGGUAUAUGCUCGGCGAAAAAUGCACGAGCAGAAGCAACAACGCCGGAAACUUCAGUACGCACAGCAAAAUGGCAGCAAGAGUACCAAGUCUAAGGACAAGAGUAAAGACAACGCACCGACAUCCACAUCUGUGGCGCAGUCGGUAGAGGUACACGACCAGAGCUCCGAGCCCGGUGCUGAUGCGUCAACGACCGCUACGUCAACGUACCUUGGCCGGCGCGAACCAGCCUCGCACUUGGUGAAUGCAGUGCGCAAACAUUUCAAUGCUCAGCAGCUCAGCGAGGCAGAUACCAUUGCCCGCUUUAUAUAUGUCACCCAGCAGAACGGCAAGAGUGUAAGGACGGAAGGGUCAGCAGGCGACGGUACAGGAUACUUGAUGGGCAGCCAUGGGCGGCAAAUACGAAAGAUAGACGGCCCGGGUGGUGAAGUUGGCUUCAGGUUGAGGUUUAGACCAUGAUAAAUACUCUUACAGAAAUUUGGUGGCGUUGGGAUGAUGAUUGCCCAGUGGAAAUAAUGGAAAAGCAUGGUGGGCUCAAGGCUUGACUGCGUAUUAGACCUGGACCAAGGCGAAAACGGUAUGCUGCUUAGACCGUACAGGAGGGAUUAUCCCCUGAAAAGAGAACAGCAUUGGGUUGGUUGAAGAGAUAUCAUGGUACAAUUGGAGUCCUCUCUGGAAAGUGGGUUACGGUGUAUGUAGAAAAGAACAUUGUUGGGACUGAAUCUUGCUGG